CUUAUGUUAGCUUAUACUGCUAGUUCCAAGCUUGGAUAAAGGGGGCGGUUGUAGAGUAGGUUGUCCGUUCAGACUAAAACUAGUCAAUUUAUCAAUCCUCAGCGAAUUAUGAAUCUUCACAGUAUUCAAAAACUAGGUGUUGUUGUUGUGCUGGGUUUUUAUUGAAGGUGAUGUCCGGGCCUGCGCACCUCGACUAUUCUUCAUUCUCCGUGUACCUACUACCAUGCACCAAUACAGGAUAAUUCUGCCUACCAAGUUUUAGACAGAGAGCUGUCAAGGACAGAGAGAGCACAGUGAUAUUCCUGGGAGAGAAAAAUGUUGUUUUUCUCAUAUUUCAAGGAUCUGGUAGGCAGAGAAGUGACUGUGGAACUGAAGAAUGAUUUGGCUAUCCGAGGAACAUUACAUUCAGUUGAUCAGUAUCUGAACAUUAAGCUUGAAAACACGAGGGUUGUUGACGAGGACAAGUACCCCCACAUGAAAUCAGUGAGGAAUUGCUUCAUCAGAGGAUCGGUGGUGAGAUAUGUGCAGUUACCUCCGGAUGGAGUUGACAUAGAACUUCUUCAUGAUGCUACAAGGAGAGAAGCUCGGGGUGGCUGAAAUCUGGACUUUGAAAUACAGUCCAUUUUCACGUUUUCAGUUGGAUGAAUCGGCAUAUACUGAUUUUUUCUAACUGUUCACUGUUUCCUUCUAAUUACUAGUAUGCACAGCUGUAAUGACUACUGCAACCAAUGAUGUGAAACCAGUGGAUAUGAAUGUUGACCCUAAGACAUUUCUCAGUCUUUUGACAAAAUUAAGAAUGUUAAAAACGCCCGAGAUCCUUCCGUAGUGCCACUUUUUUCGGGGAAAUGUUACCUACCAAUGGAAAAAUCGUUCUUAUGGACCAUACAAAUGUUCUAGUUAUAUGUCUAUCUUCAGGAGAAGUAAAAUAUGAGAUUUUUGGAGGAUCA
Nicotiana attenuata is the source of this 947-nucleotide messenger RNA. RefSeq names its product sm-like protein LSM2. Bases 316 to 597 code for a protein of 93 amino acids. Gene Ontology annotation, biological process: mRNA splicing, via spliceosome. The transcript has 4 exons. NCBI's taxonomy places the organism in Eukaryota, Viridiplantae, Streptophyta, Magnoliopsida, Solanales, Solanaceae. The record is from RefSeq and is a predicted model, not a curated record. Gene Ontology annotation, molecular function: RNA binding. Gene Ontology annotation, cellular component: precatalytic spliceosome; U6 snRNP; Lsm1-7-Pat1 complex.